AUGGCUUUCAAUGGGACCUAUGAGCUUCAAACCCAAGAAAAUUUUGAAGCUUUCAUGAAAGCCAUAGGUCUUCCUGACGAACUGAUCCAGAAAGGAAAAGAUGUCAAGAGUGUAACAGAGAUUGUACAAAACGGCGAUCAUUUUGUGGUCACGGUGACUACAGGUCCCAGGGUCCAACGUAAUGAGUUCACUAUUGGUCAGGAGACAGAGAUGGAAUCUUUGACAGCUGAAAAAAUAAAGACUACUGUUAAUUUGGUGGAUGGAAAACUCGUCGUAAACAUUAAAGGGGUCACUUCUGUCACUGAGGUUUCAGGAGAUAUUCUUAUCAAUGUUCUGACUCUAAAUGACAUUGUCUACAAGAGAAUCAGUAAGAGAAAAUGAGAGAAAUAACAAUGGCUUAUGACUAAGGGUAAUGCCACGACUAAGGGUUGCCAGGACCCGAAACACGUCAGCAUUAACUGAUCUUACUUCAAUAAAGAUACAUCAGUUUUUCUGCACUUUCUGCUGCUGGACAAAUCAUUUAUUUUACAUUAGAUCCAA
Hyla sarda is the source of this 540-nucleotide messenger RNA. It is a transcript of the gene FABP1, whose product is annotated as fatty acid binding protein 1. The record is from RefSeq and is a predicted model, not a curated record. Gene Ontology annotation, molecular function: fatty acid binding. Lineage: Eukaryota; Metazoa; Chordata; Amphibia; Anura; Hylidae. The transcript is spliced from 4 exons. Gene Ontology annotation, cellular component: cytosol; nucleus. Gene Ontology annotation, biological process: fatty acid transport. The coding region runs from base 1 to 381 and encodes 126 amino acids.